ACUUAAAAUAUAUUAUUUUCUCUUCCCAAUCCCACCCAUUUCUCUGAAACUCUUCUUCCAAAAUCAAGAACUGAGAAGAAAUCUAGCAGCAGCUGCGAACCAAGAAUUCAAUCGUCAUCCUUCAAAUUUGACCAAGUUUCUGGGGAAAUGGAUGCGGAGAUAAUAGACGUUGACGAAUGCUCCAAACCUUCGACUACGGAUGGUCAAAAUCGGCCUCGGAAGAUCCGGAAGCGGAAGAGGGGGUGCAUGGAAAUAGGAAGUUUGGUGAAGGAAGAGAGAGAGGCGAAGAUCGAGGGUCUUCGGAAGGAGAUUGAGAGCUUGUUUAAGUAUUACGGCGAAGUUAUGUGUCAGAGAGUGAAUCUUGAUUUAGGCCAAUGUAGUUCAAGUAAUUCGAUUGUGGCUGCUUUAAUGGAAGAGAGUGAUUUGCCAUUGUCGAAGCUUGUGGCUGAGAUUUACGAGAAGAUGAAGAAGAUAGAAAAUGGCGGUGGAUUAGAGUCAGUGACCGUCGCAUCAGUGAAARCUUCUAUUCUUUUUGUUGGUCGGAGGGUUAUGUAUGGUGUGCCCAACGCGGAUGCGGAUGUUUUAGAAGACGCCUCCAAAGAGUGUCUAUGGUGUUGGGAGACUAGGGAUCUAAAGUUGAUGCCAAAAUCCACCCGUGGAGUAUUGAACAUUCGUCGUAUGUGUCGGAAAAAGAUUAAUGAGAGGAUCACUGUUCUCUCGGCAAUGAUGUCAGCAUUGCUUAAGUCAGAGACUGAUGAGACUUUCAUUCAAGAGUUCACUAAGGCAUCAGAAAAACUUGGUAAAGUUUUUGAUGAAGCCAAGAUCCGUUUAUUAGUGGAUGGUUUGUCACAGAAGAAUUCUGCUGAGAUGGCUGAGAAGGAAGCAAAGCGAGAAGAGAAGUUAAUGGUCAAACAAUUAGAGAGAAGUCAGAGGGAGGCUGAAAAGGAGAAAAAGAGAAUAGACAGGGAACAGCAAAAGGAAAAGUUGCAAAAUGAAAAGGAGUCAAGAGAAAUAGAAAGGGAAGAAAAGCGUCGUGAAAAAGAAGAGAAUGAAAUGAAGAAACAACUUAGGAAGCAGCAAGAGGAUGCUGAAAAAGAUCAACGUCGCAGAGAGAAGGAAGAAGCUGAAUUGAAAAAGCAACUUUCUUUACAGAAGCAAGCUUCCAUAAUGGAGCGUUUCCUUAAAAAAUGUAAACCCAGUCCCUCAUGCCAGAGUGAUCAAUCUGUAACUGAAUUGACUACACCAGUUCCAUUGAGUAAAGCAAGUGAAAACACGGUGGAUGCGUGCACACAGUUAAUGGACUGCACACUUUCCUCAAAUGACGUGAUCAGUCCUGUUGUCAUCCGCAGGCUGCACUUGUCAUCUUGGCGCUUUAUAGGUCAUUCCAUCCGUUCAAGAGAAAAAAAGCACUGGGGCAUCCGGCAGAAGCCUAAGUGUGAACUAUUUAAGGAACUUAAACUUUCAACUGGCAGAGAAUUAGCUCAGGAUGAGGAAGAAUUGGGUGAGGAGAGGCUUGUAGAUGAUUGGGAAGAACAAAUUACAGAUGAUAGAACUAGCCAGUCAGAGUCACGCAGUACUUUGCUUGAUGUUAGGAAGUUGAACAGGGGGAAACAGUUGUUGCAAUUUGCAAAGAGCUAUAGACCUGCAUUUUAUGGCAUUUGGCCCACAAAAAGUCAUGUUGUUGGACCACGCCAUCCUUUUAGGAAGGACCCAGAUUUGGAUUAUGAUGUUGACAGUGAUGAAGAAUGGGAAGAGGAGGAUCCUGGUGAAAGCCUCUCAGAUUGUGAUAAGGAUGAUGAAGAGAACUUAGAAGAGGAAGGAUGUGCAAAAGCUGAGGAUGAUGAAGAGAGUGAAGAUGGAUUUUUUGUCCCCGAUGGAUAUCUCUCAGAAAAUGAGGGUGUGCAACUUGAUAGAAUGGAAACUGACGAUGUUGAUGAGGUCAGGAGCUUACCUAGUUCUACGCAAGAUAUGGAGGGCAAGGAACUAUGUAGUUUGUUUAAGCAGCAAAAGCAUCUUUACAACAUGACAGAGCUUGCACUUAGAAAAAAUCAGCCACUGGUUGUAUUAAAUUUAUUGCACGAGAAGGACAAUUUUCUAAUGGCUGAAGAUCUUGAUGGCACAUCUAAGCUAGAGCAGACAUGCUUAGCAGCUCUCAGUAUGCGCUUGAUGCAGGGUCAAUGCCCUGUAGAGAUAUCACUAGACGGAAUGCAAGACGAGGAUGCUGAAAUGUGCCUCCCAAGUGGCAAGGACAGUGGCUCGCAGAUCUCAGCAUCGCCUAUCCUUGACUCAGAUAUGACUGUAAUCGUGUCGACUAUUCAGUCCUGCUCACAGAGUAUCAACAAGGUGGUUGAGUCAUUACAACAUAAGUUCCCUAAUGUACCAAAGUGUCAUUUGCGAAACAAAGUCCGGGAAAUAUCUGAUUUUGUAGAAAACCGAUGGCAGGUUAAGAAGGGAAUUUUGGAAAAACAUGGCGUUUUGGCAUCUCCAGAAAAAGGUACUGGAAGAACAAAAACUAUAGCAGCAUUUUUUUCGAAACGUUGCUUGCCACCUGCUGGAAAAUGUAUUAAUCCAAGUGAAACUUCACCUCAAUCUUCUAUGAAACCAGGUUCAGCUGUCCAAGAACAGAAAACUUGCACGAAUCAAUAAUAGCAUCUGAUUUUAACCAGGUUUUGUUCAAUGUCCCACCGCCUGUUCUUGCAUAACAGGCUCAUAUAUCUAUGAACUCUUAAAUGUUGGAUAGUGAAUGCACAAAUGAAAGAGGAUAUCCUCCAGCUUGGAAAUGUAUCUUUUUGUUGGGCCAGCCAUGAAGCCUAGUGGUAUAGAAAGUCUUGUUGUAUAAUGUUUUUUUUUUGGUUUGUGGAUUCAAAAAGGCAAAAUCAGCAAUAAGAAGCUGUGUUGUGGAUGUGGAUCAGUUAGCUUAGCUUCUGUUUUGUUUUGGUGCUGAACAAACUCAACUUGUUGAUCGUUAGUGAUGUUUAUAUGAUAGAGGGUUGAUUGUGUUCUGCAUCUUAAUUUUGGAGUUCAA
This is a messenger RNA of Momordica charantia (bitter melon), 3025 nucleotides long. It is a transcript of the gene FAS1, whose product is annotated as chromatin assembly factor-1 (FASCIATA1) (FAS1). Lineage: Eukaryota; Viridiplantae; Streptophyta; Magnoliopsida; Cucurbitales; Cucurbitaceae. Gene Ontology annotation, biological process: nucleosome assembly. Gene Ontology annotation, cellular component: CAF-1 complex; nucleus. The record is from RefSeq and is a predicted model, not a curated record.